Molecule: messenger RNA, 270 nt
Organism: Knipowitschia caucasica
Lineage: Eukaryota; Metazoa; Chordata; Actinopteri; Gobiiformes; Gobiidae
Source: the annotation of a GenBank genome assembly
AUGGAGGGGGUGAGGACAGGGGGGGGUGUGGUUGAUGGAGGGGGUGAGGACAGGGGGGUGUGGUUGAUGGAGGGGGGGGGUGUGGUUGAUGGAGGGGGUGAGGACAGGGGGGUGUGGUUGAUGGAGGGGGUGAGGACGGGGGGUGUGGUUGAUGGAGGGGGUGAGGACAGGGGGGUGUGGUUGAUGGAGGGGGGGGGUGUGGUUGAUGGAGGGGGUGAGGACAGGGGGGUGUGGUUGAUGGAGGGGGUGAGGACAGGGGGGUGUGGUUGA